Punica granatum (pomegranate) is the source of this 2188-nucleotide messenger RNA. The record is from RefSeq and is a predicted model, not a curated record. NCBI's taxonomy places the organism in Eukaryota, Viridiplantae, Streptophyta, Magnoliopsida, Myrtales, Lythraceae.
UGGGGGAGCUUGAGGAAAGCUUGAGCCGCAGCAUGAACUUCUCAUAGCAAUAGCUUUCUCAGUAUAGUUUUCCUUUCCUUUCAGUUUUUCCCCUUCAAGAACUAAAGUUCCUAGCCAUGGCUGCAUCCUUCUCCGUGCCUUCAAUGUAUCUCUACAAGGCCCAGAGUUUGUGAUGAGAUAUUCUCCUGAUCGUGUGAACAGAUAAUGGAGGAAGAAGGGAGGUUCGAAGCCGAGGUGGCGGAGGUGCAAGCAUGGUGGAACUCUGAGAGGUUCAAGCUGACCCGAAGGCCUUACGCAGCCCGUGACGUGGUAUCCCUGAGGGGCAACCUGAGGCAGAGCUAUGGCUCGAACGAUAUGGCCAAAAAGCUCUGGAGGACCCUCAAGACCCACCAAGCCAAUGGGACUGCGUCUCGGACUUUUGGGGCCCUUGACCCUGUCCAAGUCACCAUGAUGGCCAAGCACCUGGACACAAUAUACGUCUCAGGCUGGCAGUGCUCCUCGACCCACACCUCCACCAACGAGCCUGGGCCCGACCUUGCUGAUUAUCCCUAUGAUACUGUGCCCAAUAAGGUGGAGCACCUCUUCUUCGCCCAGCAGUACCACGAUCGGAAGCAGAGAGAGGCAAGGAUGAGCAUGAGCCGCGAGGAGCGAGCCCGGACCCCCUAUGUGGACUAUCUCAAGCCCAUUAUCGCAGAUGGUGACACAGGCUUUGGUGGGACCACCGCGACGGUUAAGCUCGGCAAGCUCUUUGUGGAGCGUGGCGCUGCUGGAGUCCAUAUUGAGGACCAGUCCUCUGUGACUAAGAAGUGUGGCCACAUGGCAGGGAAGGUUCUUGUGGCAGUCAGCGAGCACAUUAAUCGCCUUGUAGCAGCGAGGCUGCAGUUCGACGUGAUGGGGACUGAGACAGUCCUUGUGGCCCGGACUGAUGCUGUGGCAGCCAAUCUUAUCCAGACAAAUGUUGAUACAAGGGACCAUCAGUUCAUUCUCGGGGCCACAAACCCGAACCUCAGGGGAAAGAGCUUGGCCACUCUCUUGGCUGAGGGAAUGGCCUCUUGCAAAACCGGACCUGAGCUUCAGGCUAUUGAGGAUAACUGGCUCUCGAUGGCCCAGCUCAAGACCUUCUCCGAAUGCGUCACGGACGCAAUCAGGAGCAUGAACAUCAGAGAGGAUGAAAAGAGGAGGAGGCUCGAGGAGUGGGCGAACCAUUCGAGCUACGACAAGUGCCUGUCCAAUGAGCAGGCCCGAGAGAUCGCCGAGAGGCUGGGUGUCACCAACCUCUUCUGGGACGGGGACUUGCCCCGGACCCGAGAAGGGUUCUACCGGUUCAAGGGCUCUGUGAUGGCCGCUGUAGUGCGUGGAUGGGCAUUUGCACCCCACUGCGAUCUCAUUUGGAUGGAGACUUCAAGCCCCGACUUGGUGGAGUGCACAAAGUUUGCUGAAGGCGUAAAGUCAGUCCACCCUGAAAUGAUGUUGGCCUACAACCUCUCUCCGUCCUUCAACUGGGAUGCCUCUGGGAUGACUGAUGAGCAGAUGAAGGAGUUCAUCCCGAGGAUUGCGAAGCUGGGAUACUGCUGGCAGUUUAUCACACUUGCAGGUUUCCACGCCGAUGCCCUAGUGAUCGACACAUUUGCUCGGGAUUAUGCUAGAAGGGGCAUGCUUGCCUACGUAGAGAGGAUCCAGAGGGAGGAGCGGAACAAUGGAGUCGACACUCUGGCCCAUCAGAAAUGGUCCGGUGCCAACUACUAUGACAAGUACCUCAAGACUGUUCAGGGAGGGAUCUCUUCUACGGCUGCCAUGGGCAAAGGUGUGACUGAGGAGCAGUUCAAGGAGACGUGGACAAGGCCUGGGGCAACUGAGCUGAGCCAGAGCGCUGCAGUUGUGGUGGCGAAGGCGAGAAUGUAAUUUCUCCAGAGCUUUGGUUCGAGUAUGGGUCGAGGGUCAUCGGGGAAAAAAUAUUGCCCAGUUUCUCUAUUUUGUGGAACUGGAGUUUGAAUAAUUAGCAGUUGCAAUAAUUUUAGAUGUCAUUGGGGGGUGAAAAUUGGGUCAUCAUCCUGGGCAAACAUUUCUGGCCCUUAGUACCGUCUCUUCUUUGUAGCUCUCUCUUCAGAGCCGUCAUGAUCAGUAAUGUCGAAACUUGUUUGUGAUUACAGCAAUUUGUUAUUUUCAUAAUCAAAAUUUUCAUUUCUCU